AUGCCUUCAUAUCCGCCACGUGACGAGUACCGCCGUGUUCGCAAAAACGAGGGUGCUAAGGAAAAGGGCCAGGGUGCUGAGAAUGAGAUCCGUGUGACUGCGAGGCCUGGAAGCCGUGGUUACAUCACGUAUGCGUUAGCGCUCCUACGUGGUGAGGAGGGGAAACCGAAGUAUGACUCCGUGAAGAUCAGUGCUAUGGGUGCUGCUAUCCGCAGCGCGGUCGGCGUCGCGGAAGUGCUGAAGCGCCGUGUGGCUGGCCUUCAUCAGACGACCGAAAUCUCGUCUGAAGUUAUCCACGACGAGUAUGAAGGGAUUGGUGAGAAGAAGGACAAGAUGGAGGUGGAGCGGAAAGUUUCAACGAUUCUUAUUACGCUGUCGUUGAAGCCGCUGGAUGUGAACCACAUUGGUUACCAGGCCCCGCUCCCCGAGUCUGAGGUGAAGGAGGAAGAGGAACGGGACCCCGUGGAGCGUCGGCGUGGUGGCCGCGGCGGUCGCGGUGCUGGGCGAGGUGGCAGCCGUGGUGGUCGUGGCCGUGGUGGCAACGACCGACGGGGUGGUGGCAAUGAGGAGUAA
Trypanosoma brucei brucei TREU927 is the source of this 573-nucleotide messenger RNA. RefSeq lists its product as hypothetical. The transcript has a single exon. Gene Ontology annotation, molecular function: RNA binding. The coding region runs from base 1 to 573 and encodes 190 amino acids. Lineage: Eukaryota; Euglenozoa; Kinetoplastea; Trypanosomatida; Trypanosomatidae. The record is from RefSeq and is a predicted model, not a curated record.